GCAUAAUUAAAAUUUAUUUGCACAUGGAAGAUUCAGAUUUUAGUAAAGAAGAGUUUAUGUAUAUUUACAACAUAUUCAUGAAUGUAUUCGACCAAGAAAGCAUCAGGUUUUUAGACGGAAUAAUCCUAGGCAGCCUCCUGUUCACACGGAACUGAGAUGUAGAUACCACUCUCUGUUGAUUCAAGGACUGGCAAGAGACUGCAGACUCUAUGGAUAUAGAGUCUGAGAAAAGAAUUCUGUUUUAUUUCUCCCACAUUCGUAUGCUCAAAAGGAACAGAGAAGAAUUCAGCCUUUGCAAGAGAGAUGAGAAAAGAAUUAAAUAAAAUUGCCCAGAAUAUAGAAAUCAGCAGUUUUGAGAAAUGAGAGCGCAAAGCUUUGAAAUAGCUCAGAUUUCAAGAAAGCUAAAACUGAAGAGUCCCUCACUGAGAAACAGGAUUCUAAAGAGGAGAAACAAGAAGGUUUAAAACAAAAAUCUCAGAUAAUAGAGUCAAGUGAUUCAGAUAAUCCAACUCAGAGUGAAAAUAUACCUGCAUCAAAGGAUCAAGAUGAGUUAGAUAAGGAUACUAAAAUUGCUGGAAAUUCUCAGUGUGUCAAUCCCACCCAAGAAGAAUCAGUCGCAGCACCUCAGACAGUAAGCUCGACUCAUCGGCCUUUGGAAAUUCUUGGAGAAGCUCAUGUGGCUAGUUCAUCAGAGCCUCUUUUAGUGAAAAGAUGAAUUUUGUGUAAUAAAAAUGGGAAUGAUAUGAUCCAGCUCUCUGAAUGCAAAGAUGACGUGCACCAUGAUUGUCUCAGAACUCUCAUAAAGACAACUUUGUUCAAUCCCAGUGAAAUUUUGAGAUGCCCUAUCCUCAACCACAGGAACAAUAUCAUCAGAGAAGAUAUCAAGAAAGCCUGAAACGAAGAGCAGCUUGCCUUCUAUGACUCUUGCAUCUUCAUUGAAGAAUUUGAGAAGAAGAGAAGAGUUAUACUCUGGUGCCCUCACUGCAAAAAGCUCAGCUACAAAAGCUUCAAAUCUUUGAAUAAGUGUAGGUAUUGCUCAGCAAAGGUCAUCACACUAAAAUCUAAACUCAAAUAUGGAAAGCUAGUGCUGAACUCAAGAGAAGAGCUGAAUGAUACUAGCCAUUACAGAAGUAUCCAGAGUUACAUUGAUUCGUGCAAAGAGCAGAUCAGUAGAUGUGAGAUGUGUCUUCACUACAAACACAAAUUUCCUGAUGACUUUCUUAAGUGUAAUUGAAUCGAGUUUGAUUAACUCGAUUACUCCUCUGAAAAUAUUCAAUUUCAAAGA
Moneuplotes crassus is the source of this 1285-nucleotide messenger RNA. The record is from the annotation of a GenBank genome assembly. Lineage: Eukaryota; Ciliophora; Spirotrichea; Euplotida; Euplotidae.